Penicillium daleae is the source of this 693-nucleotide messenger RNA. RefSeq lists its product as uncharacterized. The record is from RefSeq and is a predicted model, not a curated record. The coding region runs from base 1 to 693 and encodes 230 amino acids. The transcript has a single exon. Lineage: Eukaryota; Fungi; Ascomycota; Eurotiomycetes; Eurotiales; Aspergillaceae.
AUGGGAAAUACAAGCACCCGCGAUAAAUCAGUGCCCUACCACGUCUCCCUCGCGAGGGAUAUAUCAGCCCUACUAUCCCACCUCUACCCGACAGACGCGUUCGAUGCCUUGUAUCUAUCGGGUGGAUCUUACGGCACGGUACCCGCGCAGAUGUUAUAUGGAGCGCCGUAUGAGCUAUUCCCAGCCGGACGCAAGAUUGUAGGGUGUCUUUUGUUGUCUGGCUUUUCGCCGGUGAAAUACCAUGCCGGUUAUGUGGGAACGCUUAGUUGGCAGAACUGGUUUUCUUUCGGCCCGCCUAUGCAGUUGAUUCCUUUCCAUUUGCUGCAGUGGUUCUUCCGGGGUAUUGUGGGCUCGAGUAUGAAGAGUCAAGACGGUGCGGAAGAAUUUCUGAGAAAAUGUAUUUUUGGUAAGAUGGAUAGUGCGGAAAGAAUCAAGUUUGAGGAGUGGCUUGGGAUAGAGGGGUUGAGUGAGGAUGUCUUUGUUGCGAAUAUGGCUGGGGAGGUUAUUAGGUGUAAUGGCAAUUGGGAUGGGUUUAUGGAGGUGGCGGAUGUGAUGCAUUCGGAUUGGGGGUUUGAGCCGAAGGAGCUUGAUGAGGAGCAUGCGGUGAAACCUGUGCUUGUUGUCGGGUCGAGUGUUGAUUAUAUUGGUGGGAGUUGUAAUGGAUUGUGGAGAAUUAUAGGUCUGCUAGGUUGA